AUAUGUUUCUACAUAAUAGCUAAUAAAACAAUAAACUAAUAAAUUAUUUCGAAUUACAGAAAUAAGAUGAUGAAGAAGAAAUUGAAUAAUUUAAAAAUUAAGGACUUUUUGAAAAUAAUCCUUUUCAAAAUUUUCAAUAUAAUCAAUUUAAUACUAAUUAUGAUUAAUAUGAAAAAAUAUACAACUAAAAAAUCUCUGAAUAUUAAAGACUUAUAAUAAAUUAAGAUAAUACUUAAUAUCCAUUAAGGUAUUCUUAAAUAAACAUAUAAUCAGUAGAAGACUUUAACUUUUUAGAAAACAAUAAUAAUAAUGAAUUUUUAUAAUAAGAUAACUAAGAAUUAGAUUUUCAAUUAACAACUACUAGUUAAUAAUCUAUAAAUUAUAAAAUACUAGAAAUAAAUUAAACAAAUAUAUAAAAAACAGCAGAAGAGAAAUUAAAAAAUAUUCCUAAUGAAAAAAUAAUAUAAAAAAAGGAAAAAUAAUUAAAUAUUAAAAAAAGAAAAUAAUAAGAUAAUAAAUAUUUGAAUCAAUUUAAUAGUUCUACAGUUAAAAAAACUAAAAAAUCUACUAAUUAUAAUUUAAACUCAAAUUAUACAGUUAAAAAAGAUUAGGUUUAAGAAAAUAAUGACCUUUAAAUAUAAAAUUUUAAAGAAAUUAUACAAAAAUUACCUAAUGCGUAUUUACCUUUUACUAAUAAUCAAUAAACAGAAUAAUAGACACUUUAAUAUUUAAAAAAAUGGCACAAUGUAUAAUAAAAUAGUAUAUAAGAUAUAAAAUUACUUCUUCCUGAUAAUUAUUAAUAAAUAUUUGAAAUAAAUAUAAAUACUAUUUUGAGAAAUAUUUUCAUAUUAAAUGGGGUAUGUACAAACAAUAAAAAAAGACAUUUUUUUUACAAUUCUUUUUAUAAAAUGACAAAUGAAAAAUUAGAAAAAUAUAGAAAAAAAAAGAAAAAAUGUAGAAAAUAAAUAAAUAUUAAAUUAUUAAAAUAUUAAAAAAAAAAGGAGAACAAAUUAAUAAUAAAAAUGCUUUAAAAAAAAAUUCACUGA
Molecule: messenger RNA, 1046 nt
Organism: Ichthyophthirius multifiliis
Lineage: Eukaryota; Ciliophora; Oligohymenophorea; Hymenostomatida
Exons: 4
Source: RefSeq, a predicted model, not a curated record